Molecule: messenger RNA, 252 nt
Organism: Penicillium verrucosum
Lineage: Eukaryota; Fungi; Ascomycota; Eurotiomycetes; Eurotiales; Aspergillaceae
Exons: 1
Coding region: 1-252 (83 amino acids)
Source: RefSeq, a predicted model, not a curated record
AUGCGUGGGUACUCGGUCUCAACGAGGUCGUGGAACAGUGAUGCGCCUGAUCCUACCCCGCAUCUUCCUGACAGUCUGGAGACUCACGAUUUAGACCGAAUGGACAUCUCCUUCAGUAGCUUUGUUGAAAGGAUGGAGGCCGGUCAGCUUCCGGAUUUGCGUGAAGUUACAUAUCGGAAGUUCUAUGGCCAAGAUGAGGACGAGACCGAGGAAGUAAGCCAAGACUGGGAUUAUGACUUUGAAUCGUUGUGA